AUGUUGAUUGUUCUACCUGACUGCUAUGAAUGCAUGUAUAUUGCAUCGACCGUACCAUCUACCGGUAUUUCAGCUUCUAACCCUCCAACGGAAUCGACGUCUUCACCAUCAUCAACCCCCUCAUCGACAGAACCUGAUCUGGACGUACUUUGUUCCCCUACGCCCUGCAAGAACAACGGCGAGUGCCAGAUUGACCAUAACACCUUUGACUUAACUUGCGUCUGCGCCAGUGGAUACUCCGGGCCUCAAUGCUCUAACUCUUCUAACGUCGUACUCCUUGUUAUCCUAGUCCCUAUCACGAUUCUCAUCCUCCUCUUCAUCAUCUUCUUCGUCGUCCUCGUCGUAUACUAUCGUGUUCGUCUCCACAAACUGGAAGGGUAUAAAAAGAGACCAUUUCAUUACGACAGGAAUGCUCGUCGAUAUGAAGAUGGCAUGCAGCAGUUGUACUUCACAGAAGAUAGGAGACACCAACAUCAGGACCUAGAGACCUUCAAGAACAGCGCUAUGGGCCUUCGAUUCAGUAAAGAAAUCAAUGCUCGUAUGCAAGUGAGAUCUCAACAGAUGGAAUUACAUGGGCAUCACCCAUCAGCAUCUCGCCAUGAUCCUUCAGAUAGGCAUCGAAGUCGAACGGACCCGAUACAGAGUGGACGAAGCCUUCACGACCGACCAGUGACAGGCGACCAAGGAUUCCAGGGACAUCGCUCAAACGGUAUGCGCAGUCGGGGCAAUCCUUCCCUGAGUCACGAGACGGUCAGCAGCAGCAGCAGCGUAGUCUACAACAAGGCGGCCAGAAGGAGCGUGAUGGUCUCUUUAGGCAGAUCGAGAAACGGGAGUAUGCCGUCUGAUGUGUACGUAGCUAACGGUUUUAACGACACACGUCUUUAA
This is a messenger RNA of Strongylocentrotus purpuratus (purple sea urchin), 885 nucleotides long. RefSeq lists its product as uncharacterized. Lineage: Eukaryota; Metazoa; Echinodermata; Echinoidea; Camarodonta; Strongylocentrotidae. The transcript has 5 exons. The coding region runs from base 1 to 885 and encodes 294 amino acids. The record is from RefSeq and is a predicted model, not a curated record.